Messenger RNA from Penicillium verhagenii, 2166 nucleotides. RefSeq lists its product as uncharacterized. The record is from RefSeq and is a predicted model, not a curated record. NCBI's taxonomy places the organism in Eukaryota, Fungi, Ascomycota, Eurotiomycetes, Eurotiales, Aspergillaceae. Gene Ontology annotation, cellular component: membrane. The transcript has 3 exons. The coding region runs from base 1 to 2166 and encodes 721 amino acids.
AUGGCAGACGCAAAUAUCCUCCCCGUCAACGGGACCAACAAUGGCGAGACAGCUCCAAUUACACGCAGCGACAAUGACCGUUUCGAAUUGAUCUCCGGCCCGUUGAUCAACCUGAAGAAUAUGCACUAUGAGUCCACCCCGAUGUGGCAUGGAAGUGUGUUGAUUGUCACCAAGCCGGGUCAGGACCAACCGCAGCUUCACUUGCGCCAGUUGGGUCCUAUCUCCGAAGAACAACUCGAAUCCUCCACGAACCAGACCAUUGAGGGUCUCAAGCUCUACCAAGAUCUCAACAAGGCAUUUUGGCGAUUCUCAUUGGAUGUGCCUGUCGAAUCAUACGAGGCGCGAUGGCAAUAUGAGAUUCCGGGUCUAUACAAUGAGUCCGGGGAGCAGGUCAACAGCCCCUGGAAUUUUGUCGUUCCCGCAGAGGACCAAUCUAUGCGCAUGAUGUUCCACUCGUGCAAUGGAUUCUCUGUCGGCACCGACAUGGACGCUUGGUUGGGACCAAACCUGUGGAACGAUGUCCUGCGUGUCCACGGGGAGAAGCCAUUCCACGUCAUGAUUGGCGGCGGUGACCAAAUAUACAAUGAUGGGAUUCGUGUGGAUGGUCCUCUAAAGCCGUGGACAGCCAUUGGCAAUCCACACAAGCGCCGAACCCAUGACUUCAAUGAAAAGAUGCGCGCCGAGUGCGAUGAAUACUACUAUGCAAACUACGUUCGCUGGUACAACACUGAGCCUUUCCGAGCUGCCAAUGGUCGCAUUCCUCAGGUUAACAUCUGGGAUGACCACGACAUCAUUGAUGGGUUUGGUUCGUACACUGAUCAUUUCAUGAAGUGUGCUGUGUUCCGUGGAAUUGGUGGAGUUGCUUUCAAGUAUUACUGCUUGUUCCAGCAUCACGUUGCUCCACCAAGGUCCACAUUCACCACCGAUGCGCCCCAGACCAUGCACGCGGUCAACGGCACAGCCGGUGCGGACCCUCGCCAAUUGGAGAAUACCUAUGUACUUGAGAACCAGACUGAGGAUGAUAGCUGGAUUGUGGGCAAGCGACCUGGUCCUUAUGUGGAGGAGUGUAGUCGCAGUCUGUACAUGCGUUUCGGAAAGCGUAUUGCUUUUGUCGGUGUGGAUGCGCGGACCGAGCGCACCCGUCACCAGGUGAACUACAACGAUACUUAUGACCUCAUUUUCCAGCGAUUACAGCAGGAAAUUGCUGCUGCCAAUGGUGAUAUUAAGCACCUGGUAGUUCUGCUGGGUGUCCCUAUUGCAUACCCCCGUUUGGCGUGGCUGGAGAACAUCCUUACUUCUCCUAUCAUUGCGCCGAUUCGCCUGCUGAACAAACGUUUCGGAGUGGCUGGUGGUCUCUUCAAUGAGUUUGAUGGACAGGUUGACCUGUUGGAUGAUCUUGAUGACCACUACACUGCUCGCCAACAUAAGCGUGAACGAAAGAUGCUCAUUGAGCGCCUGCAGGAGCUUGCCCGUGCCAAUUCAGUGCGAGUAACCAUUCUUGGCGGUGAUGUCCACUUGGCUGCGAUUGGUCGCUUCUAUUCUCAUCCCAAGUUGAACUUGGCUGGUGAGAAUGAUCACCGAUAUAUUGUCAAUGUCAUUAGCAGUGCUAUCACCAACAAGCCACCCCCCAAGGCAGUGGCCAACUUGUUAGCUCGCCGCAACAAAAUCCACCACCUGGGCCGUACCUGUGACGAGACUUUGAUGCCUAUGUUCGAUAAGCAGCCCGGUGGUCGGGAGAAGAGUGCUAGCUGGAACAAGGUGACCAUGCCAUCGCGUAACUUUGCCUGUCUGACCGAGGUUGUCGCCCCUGCUGCCAACGGCACACCCGUGCAGGUCGAGAGCGCCAAGCUUGCACAUCUCCCCAAGGAUGGUCAUUCGCCUCUUCAUAAGGGUGAGGUUGCAGCUGGAGCAACUCACGCAGCUGCCGAUGGUUUUAGCUGUAAUAGCACUAUGUACGGAGGCCUGGAUGUGGCUAUUCGUGUUGAGAUUGAUCCUCAGGAUGUCAAGGGAGCCACAGAAGGCUAUGGUUUUAGCAUUCCUCCUCUGUUGGCCACUGCGGAGCCUCCCUCAUCUCGCCAAAGUCUCCGCUCUCGUAUCUCGCGUCAUGACGUGCGCGGUGAUGCUCUUCAACAAGAGGCAGCUGGGCGUCCGUCAACCGCCCAAUAA